Saprolegnia diclina VS20 is the source of this 490-nucleotide messenger RNA. RefSeq lists its product as hypothetical. The record is from RefSeq and is a predicted model, not a curated record. The transcript has a single exon. The coding region runs from base 53 to 445 and encodes 130 amino acids. Lineage: Eukaryota; Oomycota; Saprolegniomycetes; Saprolegniales; Saprolegniaceae.
CGCCUGCGUACGCGGCGCCUUCGAUAUCAUUUGUCCUUUGGCGCUGACGCAAAUGUUGCUCUUGUGCGCCGUCGACUGCUGCACGCGGUUUGCCAAGGACGGGACGUGCUGCCUCAUUCACAGCAGAGCGAGAUCCCCAGCGUCCACCAGCCCACCGAGCCAUAUGACGCGCCUGACCAAGAAGAUCACACAUGUGAGUCGCGCAUGCAAAGAGCCCGGGUGCUACUCGUAUGCGCGGCGCCUCGGCCGGUGUUCGCGCCAUGGCGGCGUCAACGCGUGCGACGUCGAUGGCUGCUUGACGCCCGCGCAGUCGCGCGGCCGCUGCCGCAUGCACGGUGGCGGCACCCUUUGCAAGACCACCGGCUGUGACGCGUUUGCCCGCUUCAAGGGCCAUUGCUCGAAACACACACAGCAGCGCCGAACGCGAAGCACCGCUGCUGCCUAGUACUCGUAGCUCCUUUAUAUGUACAAGUAUGUCUUCAGAUGCCCA